CAAUACGACCCGAUAGUAUUCCUCUAGACGGUAGAAUAUACAUGUUUACAUACCAGUUGCAUUAGUUAUUGUGUUCAUAAUGAAGAAGUUAAUUAAUUUUUCGUUGUCUUGUUUUAAUGUUGGGCUGAAUGUAAUUACACGAGUGUUUUUAAUCGUUUUAAGUGCCAGUGUUUAUCAGGGAUUCAUUAUAGCAGAAGUUUUACUGAAUAAUAUGAAUGUAUGGUACCCAAAAUGUUUAUCUAAAAUUGUAGAAGGUAUUCAAGAGAACAUAUCGAGACUAACAUUUAUUGUUUUACAGAAAAGCACAACUAAGGUAGUCAUGUUGAACGGAUUCAUGAGAUGGUUUCUGCGUUUCUUGGUAUCCUUGCUGGCAAUAGGAGUGCGCCCUUUAACAUAUUUGCUAAACAUCAAAAGAAAUAAAAAAUGCCCGCCACCAACAAACCCUUUACUGUUCAAAUCGGCUACCACACUGGCUAUGAUGAUCAGAAACAAACAGAUUACAUCAGAAGAAGUAGUAACAGCGUACAUUGAACGAUGUAAAGAAGUCAAUCCAUAUUUGAACGCUAUAGUUGAGCCUCGAUAUGACUUAGCCAUAAAGGAAGCGAAGUGUAUAGACAAAAUGAUAGCAUCCAACGAUCGUUCAACUGAGGAAUUAGCUAAGGAAUAUCCUUUACUUGGUAUUCCUAUGACUGUUAAAGAAAGUAUAGCAGUGGAAGGAAUGAGCAACGAUAGUGGCACGGUGUUUCCAUACAGGAAUCCAGCUAAAAAAGAUGCAGAUAUAGUCCGUAGAGCCAGAGCGGCCGGGGCAAUACCGAUUGCUGUAACGAAUACACCACAGCUUUGUAUGAAUUGGGAGACAUACAACAAUGUGACAGGUUUGACUAUGAACCCUUACGAUCAAAGACGUACAACUGGAGGGUCAUCUGGUGGAGAAUCAGCUUUAAUAGCUUCAGCGGCUUCAAUAAUAGGAGUGGGCUCGGAUAUCGCGGGUUCACUACGACUACCACCUAUGUUCAAUGGUAUAUUUGGUCAUAAGCCCACGCCGAAACUUGUAUCUAUCGAAGGACAUGUACCAGACUGCCUUGAUCCAGAAUUUGAGGAGUUCUUUGCACUAGGACCUAUUACACGAUACGCUGAAGAUUUACCUUUGCUUUUAAAAGUUUUGAGACAACCCACUGGUCCAGAUGUGCCAUUAGACAAACCGGUUGAUCUCACACGUCUAAAAUUUUAUUAUAUGGAAGGUGAUGGUAGUAACGUUACCGACAAAAUUGGAUCAGACAUCAAAAUGGCUAUGGAAAAAGCUAAAGCUUACAUUAAAUCUACCUACAACGUAGACGUUAAAGAGCUAAAAAUAGCGAAUAUAGAGCACAUGUGGGAAAUAAGCGUAAGAGUACUCUUCAACAUACAACACGUACGAAACAUCUUCACGGAUCCAGAGAAACGAGACCAGCUGAUAUCAAUGUGGCCGGAAGUCUUGAAGAAAAUGAUGGGUCUGUCCAGCCAUUCCUUAACAUGUGUCGCUUAUGGACCCGCAAAGAAAUUCUUCGAUGCGUUACCAAAGAAUUAUUAUAAGAAACUUUUAGAAGUCUUUGAAGAAAUCAAGACUGAUUUUAGUGAAGCUUUAUCUGACGAUGCGGUGUUAUUGUUUCCAACGUUCCCAUAUCCGGCACAUUUACACUACAGGAUAUUUUACAGAUUUUUAAAUUUUGGAUAUUUGACAAUAUUCAAUGCUCUAGGGCUACCCGCUACGGCCUGUCCUAUCGGGCUCACAGAUAAGGGCCUGCCUGUAGGUUUGCAAAUUGUUGCGAAUAAAUGUAAUGAUCAUUUAACGAUAGCUGUUGCCAGGGAAUUUGAAAAAGCAUUCGGAGGAUGGACGCCGCCCAAUAAGGAACUAUUAAACAGCAUUAAAACUGCGUAACCAAAGGAAUUAUAUUUUGAAUGAC
Molecule: messenger RNA, 1943 nt
Organism: Vanessa tameamea
Lineage: Eukaryota; Metazoa; Arthropoda; Insecta; Lepidoptera; Nymphalidae
Product: fatty-acid amide hydrolase 2-B-like
Exons: 9
Coding region: 80-1918 (612 amino acids)
Cellular component (GO): endomembrane system
Source: RefSeq, a predicted model, not a curated record